This is a messenger RNA of Copidosoma floridanum, 1040 nucleotides long. RefSeq names its product calmodulin-like protein 4. The record is from RefSeq and is a predicted model, not a curated record. Gene Ontology annotation, molecular function: calcium ion binding. Lineage: Eukaryota; Metazoa; Arthropoda; Insecta; Hymenoptera; Encyrtidae. Gene Ontology annotation, cellular component: myosin II complex.
CUCUGUCUCUGCAGUAUACGUCAACAGGUGUUUAAUUAUGUUUUUCUGUGCAUACAAAUAAAAUCGUAUCUUGCUUAAUGUAAAACUCUUAUCAUUAUUAAAUAUACACCGUUCACACAUGGCUCGUUAUUUCCGUGAGGAAGACAUUGAUGAGUUUAGAGAGUGUUUUUAUCUAUACGCUAGGAGUGGUCAGAUACGCACAUUGGAUGAACUAACUAUUAUUAUGAGAUCGUUGGGGCUCAGUCCAACAAUAGCCGAGUUAAAUAAGUAUUUAAAGGACAAAGGUGGAAAAAUGACGUUUGCUGAUUUUUUGGAAGCAAUGCAUUUACAAACCAGGAUAGAAGAUCUCCCAAAGGAGGUAAUAGAAGCUUUUAGAGCAGCAGACAGCACGAGAUCAGGAACCAUUCCUGCCAGACAGUUAGCUCACAUGUUGUUGAGGUGGGGGGAACAGUUGAGCAAUAAAGAAGUGGAACAAAUUUUUAGAGAAGCUAAUGUUUCUCUGAAUGGACAAGUAAAGUACGAGGAUUUUGUAAAAAUAGCUUGCGCACCAGUACCAGAUUAUUAUUAGAAUAACGAAAAAAAAAAAAAAAAAAAAAAAAAAAAAAAAAAAAAAAAAAAAAAAAAAAAAAAAAUACGAUUGAUAUAUUCAAAUUUGUCAAUUCAAUAGCUUUAAAAUUCGUACGCAACUUAAAAAUUGAAAUGUAUAUUUAUAAAAAUAUGAAUAAGAACCGUGUAUUCUUAAAACUAAGGGACCAAAUACUUGCAUUAAACAAAAAGAAUUUAACGCUUUAUUAUUUAUAAUCUGACAUCCUCUCAUAUUCAAUGAAACGACAAAACUUUAUUGACUUCAUAGCAACAGAAUUUCGGGCCUAUUCAUAUUUUUUUUUUUUUUUUCUUCAACAACUUUGGAAUCAGAUCAUCAAAGCAUUAUUUCCUACACACGUAUACUCGAAAGACCAAAACCUGCCAACUAGGACUCAUUAACCUACAUCAAAACGAUUAAAAAUCCUUGCUCGCAGUGAAUUAGACACCAUAUUGAC